Messenger RNA from Mirounga angustirostris (Northern elephant seal), 6126 nucleotides. RefSeq names its product protein tyrosine phosphatase non-receptor type 11 (gene PTPN11). The record is from RefSeq and is a predicted model, not a curated record. Gene Ontology annotation, cellular component: cytoplasm. The transcript has 17 exons. Lineage: Eukaryota; Metazoa; Chordata; Mammalia; Carnivora; Phocidae. Gene Ontology annotation, molecular function: receptor tyrosine kinase binding; non-membrane spanning protein tyrosine phosphatase activity; cell adhesion molecule binding. The coding region runs from base 253 to 2106 and encodes 617 amino acids. Gene Ontology annotation, biological process: protein dephosphorylation; positive regulation of ERK1 and ERK2 cascade.
AUAGGCGGGGGGAGGAGGAGGAGCGAACCGGGCUUGGGGGGCGGCUGCACAGUCUCCGGGAUCCCCAGGCCUGGAGGGGGGUCUGCGCGCGGCCGGCUGGCUUUGCCCCCCUGCCCGGUCCCGAGCGGGCCUCCCUCGGGCCAGCCCGAUGUGACCGGGCCCAGCAGAGCCUGAGCAAGGAGCGGGUCCGUCGCGGAGCCGGAGGGCGGGAGGAACAUGACAUCGCGGAGAUCUUGGUGACUUUUGGAAUCCAUGAAGGAAAUCUUGUUGGGAGCUAGAGAGGAAUCCUCUGAAGUGGAUGGCAUUCAUGGUGGACUUCGUUAUUUAUGGUUUCACCCAAACAUCACUGGCGUGGAGGCAGAAAACCUGCUGUUGACAAGAGGAGUUGAUGGCAGUUUUUUGGCGAGGCCCAGUAAAAGCAACCCUGGAGACUUCACCCUUUCCGUCAGAAGAAAUGGCGCUGUCACCCACAUCAAGAUUCAGAACACUGGUGAUUACUAUGACUUGUACGGAGGGGAGAAGUUUGCCACUUUGGCUGAGUUGGUCCAGUAUUACAUGGAACAUCAUGGGCAAUUAAAAGAGAAGAAUGGAGAUGUUAUUGAGCUUAAAUAUCCUCUGAACUGUGCAGAUCCUACCUCUGAAAGGUGGUUUCAUGGACACCUCUCUGGGAAAGAAGCAGAGAAAUUACUAACUGAGAAAGGAAAACACGGUAGCUUUCUGGUACGAGAGAGCCAGAGCCACCCCGGAGAUUUUGUUCUGUCUGUCCGAACUGGUGACGACAAAGGGGAGAGCAAUGAUGGCAAGUCUAAAGUGACCCACGUCAUGAUCCGCUGUCAGGAACUGAAAUAUGAUGUUGGUGGAGGAGAACGGUUUGACUCUUUGACAGAUCUUGUGGAGCAUUACAAGAAGAAUCCCAUGGUGGAAACAUUGGGCACAGUACUACAACUCAAGCAGCCCCUCAACACAACACGUAUCAAUGCUGCUGAAAUAGAAAGCCGGGUUCGAGAACUAAGCAAAUUAGCUGAGACCACAGAUAAAGUCAAACAAGGCUUUUGGGAAGAAUUUGAGACACUACAACAACAGGAGUGCAAACUUCUCUACAGCCGAAAAGAGGGUCAGAGGCAAGAAAAUAAGAACAAAAAUAGAUAUAAAAACAUCCUGCCCUUUGAUCAUACCAGGGUUGUCCUACACGAUGGUGAUCCCAAUGAGCCUGUUUCAGAUUACAUCAAUGCAAAUAUUAUCAUGCCUGAGUUUGAAACCAAAUGCAACAAUUCAAAGCCCAAAAAAAGUUACAUCGCCACACAAGGCUGCCUGCAGAACACGGUGAACGACUUUUGGCGGAUGGUAUUUCAGGAGAACUCCCGAGUGAUUGUCAUGACAACGAAGGAGGUGGAGAGAGGAAAGAGUAAAUGUGUCAAAUACUGGCCUGACGAGUAUGCUCUAAAAGAAUAUGGGGUCAUGCGUGUUAGGAACGUCAAAGAAAGUGCUGCUCAUGACUAUACAUUAAGAGAACUUAAACUUUCAAAAGUUGGACAAGCUCUACUCCAGGGGAAUACAGAGAGAACCGUGUGGCAAUACCACUUUCGGACCUGGCCGGACCACGGAGUGCCCAGUGACCCUGGGGGCGUGCUGGACUUCCUGGAGGAGGUCCACCAUAAGCAAGAGAGCAUUAUGGACGCAGGGCCUGUGGUAGUUCACUGCAGUGCUGGAAUCGGCAGGACAGGGACGUUCAUUGUGAUUGAUAUCCUUAUUGACAUCAUCAGAGAGAAAGGCGUCGACUGUGACAUCGAUGUUCCCAAAACCAUUCAGAUGGUGCGGUCUCAGAGGUCAGGGAUGGUCCAGACAGAAGCACAGUACCGAUUCAUCUAUAUGGCCGUCCAGCAUUACAUUGAAACACUACAGCGCAGGAUUGAAGAAGAGCAGAAAAGCAAGAGGAAAGGGCAUGAAUACACAAAUAUUAAGUAUUCUCUAACGGACCAGACAAGUGGAGAUCAGAGUCCCCUCCCGCCUUGUACCCCAACACCAUCUUGUGCAGAAAUGAGAGAAGAUAAUGCUAGAGUCUAUGAAAACGUGGGUCUGAUGCAGCCGCAGAAAAGUUUCAGAUGAGAACACCCACCAGGACGUCAGCACAGACCUAGAUGUGGACCUUUACCCUCUCCCUAAAAAGAUCAAGACCAGACGCAAGAAAGUAUGUGUGAAGAAUGAUUUGAAUUUGGAAGGCUUGUGUUGUGGUUGACUACCUUUGGAUAAGCAAAACUCGAAACCAUUUAAAGACCACUGUAUUCUAACUCAACAAUACCUGAUUACCAAUUACUCAUUUCCUCAGAUAAGAAGAAAUCGUCUCUACAAUGUAGACAGUGUUAUAUUUCAUAGAAUUUUAUUUUAAAUUGAGGAAGCAGUUAAUUGUGCUCUUGUGUUUUACAGAUGACAGUGAUUCAAAUUCUACUUAUUGGCAUUUUCUUCUCUUUUUAUAACCUUAAAAAUUCAAUUAUUUUUCUCUUUGUGAGGGAUGACAGGGCACUUAUAAGAGGAAAAACGUUUUGGGAAGGGUGACAACAUCCCGUGGGAGUGAGAACAGUUUCAUUUAUCAUUGCUUAUCCAGUAGUGGAAAAGUCAUUUGAUGGCCUCUUUUUUUGGCUAAAUGAUCAUUAAGCCAGUGGCCCCGGACUGUCAGAAGUCGACUCUCUACCUUUGCAUUGCCAUUAAAAAAUCAUGGGAAAAAAGAAUCAUGGAAACUUGGGAGAAAAGGUGUGUUUUCUUCUUAGCGGAUCGCCAGUCACCAUUCAGCCUGUUGGCUGAGAAGGAGGUGGUGGGAAAAUGUUUGUCAUGUUUUCUUUUCAUUUGAGUCAUCGUCUUGUAUUUAGAAAAAGCGCAUCUGUGGAUAACCAACCAGUGUCGUGGUUAUCGAUUGUUGGUGACAAACCACCCCAAAAUGCAGUGGCUGAAACCAUACUUCUUUUGUUUGCCUCCUCCCUGUUCUUCUUCAGUCUGGGCUGGGCUCAGCUGAGCUGUUCCUGUCCUCUCGCUGGUGUUGCCCGUGUGGUCAGCUGGUCGCCCAAAGACACUGGGGUGGCUGGGCUGCUUUCUGCAGGUCCCCAGGCCUCUCCUCCAUGCGAUGGUUCCAAGGGUCCCCGCCGGCAGGGUAGCUGGACCGCUUACAUGGCAGCUCAGAGCUCCCGAGGGUAUCAAGCAGCAAUGGCCAGGCCUUCUUAAGACUUAAACCCAGAACUUCUGCUGCCCUCUAUUGAUUAGAGCAUCACAGGCCCAGCCCAGAUUCAGGAAGGGGGGAUGGCACGAGCGCAUGAAGCAGAGGUGUGAUUCAUGGGGGGCCCCCCAGAGUAAUAGGCUGUCAGAACCAGUGUCACAGGAAAACAGCAGUUGUUAGCAAAAGUAGAAGCUGCUGGUGACGUUGGGAAAUGGAAGCUGCUUCCAAUAGCUGGUGUAAGCUGGAAGUCAAACUGAGAAAUAGAGGGCCUUCUAGAAGCUUCCUGAACCACUUCUGCUGGCUCUGAGCAUAUUUUCUGAGCCAUCACUUGGGGAAACUGGUCUCGUAAGGAUGGAUGUGUUGAGGGGGCAGAGCAUCUGAAAGCAGAACUACCCUGUCCCGGGGCCCCCCGCAGAGGGCAGUGCUUCCUCCCUGCCCGUGGUUUCAGGCAGGCUGCAGCCCAGAGGGGGUGCUCCUCAUGAGGCCUUGCCUCAGACUGAAUUAGCAGUAGUUCAUUUUGGUUCUAAUCAAGCAGUAAGAUUUGCUACCGUUCUACCUGAAGUGCCUUCUCCAAAGACAUCCUCUUUGCCCUGUGUGUGGAAUCAGCCUUCAGUGAGUAUGUUUCAGUGGAAGUGUCAUUGGUUGACUUUGUAAAGAUAAUAAAAUGCCACGGUGACUUGGCCAUAAGGUUACGGUCUCCUCACGCAGAUUCUUCUGACUUUGGCUCCCGAUCCAGCCCCGGUAGUACUUCUGUUCUGAGGUCUUUACCUCCCGUGAAAACUUGAGGUAGUUUGGGGACUGCCUUCGCUGCCAUUUUCACAGAUAAAAUGCACAUUGACCCCCCCCCUCCAUUGAGCCUAGAAUGGCUUUAGAACGCAGGUGUGGCCCAGAGGUAAUUACCUUCUAAGGGGAAUGUCAAUAACUGCUGUCUUCUUGUCAAGCUUGUAAAGAAAGAGAUUCCAGUUCAGUAUGUGCAACAACGAUCUUGAGUCCUGUUCUUUUUAUUGCAUUGUCACAUUGAAAUUUUCUAGUUUGCCUUGAUUUUGUGGUACAGUUGAGACUCUGGACUUUGGGGGCCAAGUCUUUCACCAGCAUACAAGGGUUUGGUUGUACAAAUAUAUGUGCUGCAUUAACAUCUCUGCCUGUAGCUUAAGAUCAAGUUGUUUUGUGCUUGGAACAGAAACGCCUGAUCUCGGCUAGCUUUGUUUGUUACAGGACAUUGAUUUCAUUUAGAUUUCCCUCCACGAAGUCAGCAAACUAUCAUGUUAUGUAAACUUCUGCCAAGACAAGAUUGUAGUAGUCCCGAGGUUGUUGAGGUUUGUCGUGUGUCUGGUGAAAAGGGGAUUGCAGGUUCUCAGAUGAGAUUGCUCUCCCCGAGUUGGAGUCAGGGAGAGAGGCCAUGAAGAUGUGGGGAGCUGGAGGUGCAGGUGUUAAAAAGUAGUGGAAAUGAAAGUUCGAAAGAGGUGGUUUGUGAGGAGGUCAGAGGGCGCGGGGCCAGCGCAGUCAGAACUUGAGUAGGUUGAAUCAGGUUACCUGGCAAGUAGGUGUGAUAGAUACAGGGAUGCAGGCUGCUCCCGGGUUGCUGGUAGACAUUAAAUUUGCACAAUAUCCUGUAGCUGGUUGAGUAUUUUAAAAUGAUAAGCAUAGGGUUUUAUAUUUGGGGUGAAGAAAUUAUCUGACACAUGGUAUUGGGGUUUUUUUAAAACAAAUUUCAGAGUCUUAAGAGCUUUUUUUUAAAAAUAAAUAAAUAAAUAAAAAAGACACCUCACCUCCAGUGUGUGACCCUCCUGAAAAUCACGGACCUCUCUCCCAUUGAAUCAGUGACUUUUCAGAUGCGGCUAAAUGGGGAUGAGAAAACUGCCAUAUGACUUUCUUGGUGUUUGUACUUUCUUUAUGGAGCCUAGUUGCUUUGGAACAGCCAAGAAGAUUAUCAAGAUUAUUUUUAGGGUCUGAAGAACUAAUAUGACAUCCUGGGUUAUUUCUAGUUUGGGGGGAAUGUGGAAAGAGUAUGCAAUUGUGAAGUGUUUUGUUGUAGCUUAUUAAUCCAUAAGGGGAACUUAGACUGUAGACAUAAGGACACACCCAGUACAGUUUCUGUUUUCUGUAUGUUGUUGGGGCAAUAAAGUUUUAUAUAGCAAGCACAUGGCCUCCCUGAUUUCAAGAUGCCUUUAUUAGGAUCUGUAUUAGCCCUUAAUGUUGUUGAAACCUUUCUCCCUCUUCCUCUUGAAAAAUAAGUUCCAAAAUACAGUUUAUUGUAUCUUCCAUCAUUGAAAAGUUUGUUCUUUUUUCACUAUGGGCAGUUCACACAAGGCAAAAAUAUUAAACAGUUGGUUUUAGUGUGUUGUAUAACUUUACUGUAUAUCAAACUAAUUUCUACAAGUUUUCAUCCUAAACCUCAAAUCAUGUAAUUAAUAAUUUGCCUGUUUAUUUAUGACAUAAUUGUGAUUCUUUUAUUAAUAAAAGCUAACGGAAAAGGAUCCUUUAUUAAGCUGAUGACUAGACCUACAUUUAAUUUUCCUGCAUUAUAUGAAGUAUUGUACCAGAGUAUUAAAAGAUAUGUAAUAUUUUAUUGAUAAAUCUAUCCUUUAAAAGGAAUACAUUUUAGGAUGUCAUCAUUUUGAUGUGAAUCAUGUAAAUGUUGAUAAUAUGCACUGUUUAUUAUACAUUUAGUGUUUCAAGACAUUCACUUCAUUGCCUUUUUGCCCACGUAUUAUGUAGUCUGUUUGCAAUUGUUUUUAAAAAAUGACAUGAAAAGAAUAGUUUAUGUAGAGAAACAUUAGUGGAUGUUAAUGGUCUCCCCACCUGUAUUUAUGGGUGUUAGUUCAACUGCGUUGCUGGUUGCAAAGCCGUAUUAUCAGAGUAAACGUGUAUUUGUAAACUGUAUGGGAACUAAGAAUUAGGAAUAAAACCAUUUUCUUAUA